AUGUCUGCUACCGUUCAAGGAGAUGUCUGCAAUCAUGUGAAGGUAGUAGUCCGUGUUCGUCCAGAGAGUCAAAAAGAGAGAGAUGGCAACUUCAGCAAAGUCAUCCAGGUUGUUGAUAAGCAUAUAUUGGUCUUUGAUCCCAAAGUGGAAGAAGUCAGUUUCUUUCAUGGAAAGAAACUUCCAUACCGUGACCUUACCAAAAGGCAAAACAAAGACCUCAAAUUCGUGUUUGAUGCUGUAUUUGAUGAAAAUUCUUCACAGCUGGAGGUCUUUGAAGAUACUACCAAAAACAUGCUGGAUGGCUUUUUAAAUGGCUACAACUGCACAGUGCUUGCAUAUGGUGCAACUGGAGCUGGAAAGACUUAUACAAUGCUGGGCUCCCCGAAGGAUCCUGGGGUGAUGUACCUGACCAUGAUGCAGCUUUACAAUUCCAUUGAUCGGAUGAAAGAGGAGAAGCAUUGUGCUAUUGCAGUUUCAUACCUUGAGGUCUACAACGAGCAGAUACGUGACUUAUUAGUAAGUUCAGGACCACUAGCUGUUCGAGAAGAUCCUCAGAAAGGAGUACUGGUUCAUGGGUUAACUUUGCAUCAGCCCAAAUCUGCAGACGAGAUCUUGCAAAUGUUGGAUUAUGGAAACAAAAACAGAACACAACAUCCCACUGAUGUGAAUGCCUCCUCAUCUCGGUCCCAUGCUGUCUUUCAGGUUUAUUUGAGGCAACAAGACAAGACGGCAAGUAUCAAUCAAAACGUCCGUAUUGCCAAAAUGUGUCUCAUUGACCUGGCCGGAUCGGAACGUGUCAGUGCCACAAAGGCCAAAGGAGCUCGCUUUAGAGAAGGGGCAAAUAUCAAUCGUUCACUGCUCGCUCUUGGCAAUGUCAUUAAUGCCUUGGCAGACCCAAAGAGUAAGAAGCAGCACAUUCCUUACCGGAACAGCAAGCUUACUCGUUUACUGAAGGAUUCUCUUGGAGGAAACUGCCGCACUGUAAUUAUAGCUGCUGUUAGUCCUUCUUCUCUGUUUUAUGAUGACACGUAUAACACUCUUAAAUAUGCCAACCGAUCCAAGGACAUCAAAUCCUCUCUGAAGAGCAAUGUUGUGAGUUUGGACAGCCAUAUAAGUCAAUAUGUUAAGAUUUGUGAAGAACAAAAGAAAGAGAUCAUAAUGCUGAAAGAGAAACUGAGAGUAUAUGAGUUGGAAAAAACAUCUGUUCCCAUUAAUCAUGACACAGCUGUAUUUACAAGUGAACAACAGGUGGAGAUAGCAAGGUUUAGAGAAGUUUUGAAGCGUCUGUUCGCAAAUCGAGAGGAGAGUAGGAAAGAAUUCCUCAAGCUGGAGGUGCGACUUAAAGAAAACGCCCUUAAAACCCAUCAUCAAAAACUUUGCCAUGAACAAAUUGAAAUGAUGUGUUCUCCAGAGAGGUUGGAAAAGGCAACGGGAAAACACGAUCAUCGGCUUGCUUUACUUAAAACCCGUCGUUUGCAUAUGGAGAAGAAAAAAGAGGAGGAGAUUAAAUGCUUUGAAGACAACACUAAUUGGUUGCAUCGGGUGGAAAAUGAAAUGCGCCUCCUGGGUCAAGAUGGCCAUAUUCCUCAGGAGCUCUGUAGAGACCUGCAGUGCUGUCAUUUGAAGUUAGAAGUUAAAGAUUUGAAAACUCAAAUUGAAUACAUGAGGACUCUAGCAUCCCUGCAAGAACAGCACAAUAAACAGACUGAAAAGAUACUAAGUGCUUUGCUUCCAGUUUUACGGAAACAGUAUGUCGCUUUGAAAACCGCAGGGUUAGCCAAUGGUGCCAUUGAGGAUGACUUCAAGGAGUUUGAACAGCUGAUUCACAGAGAAAAAGCUGUAGUUUGGGCUGACCAGAUGGUUGAAGAAGAACCGAAACAAAAUGAUCAGCCAAUGAUGUCUGCUCUUAUGGCAUUUCCACAACUUUUGAGCUAUCGGAAUACUCCUUGCCGUACACCUUCAGGUAUGCCAUCAGAAAAAGUCAAGACACACGUACAAGGUGAGGCAGAAUAUGGACUACCUCCUAACAAAAGGGCAAGGCGGAAAUUGAUGGAGUCUCCCCUGACAGUACAAAGUCCUAAACCCUCUAGUCAGUCAAGCCCUAAUCACCUAGUGGAUUCUCUCAGCAAAGAACUGCAUCCCAUUGUGUAUACACCAGAGGUUUGCAGGAAGCCUGUGGAGAAUCUAUAUACAGAGACUGUGGCAAAGCAAGUAUUGAAUUCAGAAAAUCUUGAAGAAACGAACAGUUGUAUUGCACAAAUUCAGGAGCCAUUAAAGCAGGACAGCCCUGGGGAUAUUACCUAUACCAUGACUCCUGCGGACAACAUGAACUCAACCAUUAUUCUUUACGAUGCAGAGUGCCCCUCCAAUGUAUCUGAAAACAAGCAGCAGUCAACCAGCAGCAGCAGUGUUUUACAAAGGCUUGGUCUUCCUUCACUGUUGAAUAGGCAGCCGGGCCCCAUACAUGAGAAGCCAUCUUAUAUGGCCAUGACGUCUGCUGCUGAGAGAAAAAGGAAGAUGUUAAGUUCAGGAUCAAGCACUGGAUUAAUACAAGAUCAUACAGUUGCAAAACGUAUGAGACAAGACCCUGUGUUAAAUAAUAAACCUCUAAGAGUACCUAAAACCACAGGAAUUAGAACAAGAAGCUGGAAGCAACAUGAUGGGCUAAGAAAACAUCUCAAAAGUAAUUUCAAGGAAAAUGCAGCAGUGGGCAUGAAAACAUUAAAAAAAGCAUUUUGAAUGG
This is a messenger RNA of Elgaria multicarinata webbii, 2743 nucleotides long. RefSeq names its product kinesin family member 18A (gene KIF18A). The transcript has 16 exons. Gene Ontology annotation, biological process: microtubule-based movement. The record is from RefSeq and is a predicted model, not a curated record. Gene Ontology annotation, molecular function: microtubule binding; microtubule motor activity; ATP binding. Bases 1 to 2739 code for a protein of 912 amino acids. NCBI's taxonomy places the organism in Eukaryota, Metazoa, Chordata, Lepidosauria, Squamata, Anguidae.